Messenger RNA from Salvelinus namaycush (lake trout), 2131 nucleotides. Its product is annotated as homeobox protein Hox-B3a-like. Gene Ontology annotation, cellular component: nucleus. The transcript has 4 exons. Bases 334 to 1290 code for a protein of 318 amino acids. Gene Ontology annotation, molecular function: DNA-binding transcription factor activity, RNA polymerase II-specific; RNA polymerase II cis-regulatory region sequence-specific DNA binding. Gene Ontology annotation, biological process: regulation of transcription by RNA polymerase II. The record is from RefSeq and is a predicted model, not a curated record. NCBI's taxonomy places the organism in Eukaryota, Metazoa, Chordata, Actinopteri, Salmoniformes, Salmonidae.
UCUGCAUUCAUUUCGCCGACAUAUCCAUCAUGUCUCCUUUGAAAACUCUAAUGCGCAAAACUAGCUACUGGCGAAUACCGAGUGCUAACCUUCACGCCCGAGUUUUGUCUUUUGGAUAAUAAGAUACGUUUUUGGAGAACCUCGCUUAUCUAUAGAGGACCAGACCGUCUGCCAAAGAAAUCACAGAGUUCUUAUCUCCGUUCUCGAAGAGAGCACUACAGUGCAAAUCAAAAGCGAUAUGGAACAGCAACCAAGAGGUCAUUGGAAGGAAACUGUCACGUGACUUCUGGUUGCCAAUGUUCCUUCAGAAGGUCAAAAGGGCCCCAGUAGCUGAUGAGACAUUUCUUGACAAUGCAGAGAAAUACCUACCAAGACGCCAUAGCAAUAUUUGGAGAGUCCCCAUACCAAGGUGCCAGUGGAUUUGGAUCCAAUCAUGACGCACCAGCCCACCAACCCUUGGCCUACCUGGAGAGCCAGAUCAACUUGAAGGAGUUGGAUUGCUCAUCGCAGUCAAAUGGCAACAGCAAAUCACAGCACCCAAAAGAGAUUGACCCUAACUCAAAUUCUACCUUCACUAAAAGCAUAUUCCCGUGGAUGAAGAAGUCGACAAUUCAGAACUGUAUAAAGAACAACGGAGACAAUCCCUUAGAAGUUAAUGAACUAUUUGGUGACGAGGAAAACCCAACAACUGCAGCCUCCAAAAGGGCGCGCACUGCAUACACAAGCGCCCAGUUGGUUGAGCUCGAGAAGGAGUUCCACUUCAAUCGUUACCUUUGCCGCCCCAGGCGCGUGGAGAUGGCUAGCCAACUCAGUCUAAAGGAGAGGCAGAUCAAGAUUUGGUUUCAAAAUCGGAGAAUGAAGUGCAAGAAAGAUGGAAAGUUUAAAGGACUGUGCUCUUCUUUAGGUAGCCCUGGAACUCUUACCAAUCUUGGUUAUAUUAAUGCAAUGGGGGAGGAUUAUGACACUGUUUCCCCGCCAUCUUUAAAGCAUCAACAAAACGAUUAUGUCAGUGCAUCAGUCUAUCCAAACUCAAUGAAAGGGCAACAGAAAUAUGCCACAACCCCAGAAUAUGCUCCUUGCAGUAUGCAGGACAAUGAUAGUAGUUUUUCCAUUCAUUAUGCUCAAGCUGACCCUGUUCAUGUUGAUGUGAACUUGCCAUUCACUGCAUGCGGGAUAAAUAACCAGUGUAAUCAUACUGCACAGAUGACGUCAAGCCAACACCAUCCUAAACCUACACUAUAUGAUCCAAACACAUCAUACCUAUUGGGGCAUCAUUCUUCUCAAGAAUGAAUCAAGCAAGCUCCUAAACGGACUCAUUUAUAGCAUAUGUAGUCAAUAUGUCCCUUGACCAUAAUCAGAUCCUUAGUGGACCGAAUCCAAAGUUCAGGUAUGCACACGUAAAAAUAUUUUUUUGUUGCGCAAAAGGCCAAUUAUUCGCUGUAUCCAAAUGCAUGCAAAUAGUGUUGAGUCAUUACAGCAGAGUUACUCAUAUUUUACUCGAAAAGAGCAGCUUUAACUAUUUUGGGAAUUAAGCGACUGAUUGUGACCACUAGAGUCGGAGGUUAAACACAGAGUUAAUUCGAAUAGAGUGUUUAUAAGUAUUGCUAGAGUCAACGUGAUCCCGCCCACAGAUCAGCACCUGCAUAGGCUAUUCGAUCCUGUUGGACAGUUCUGUUUUUCUAUUUUGAUUUCUUAUCCAUAUAGGAUAAACCUGAAAUUAUUUAAUUAUAUGAAACCACCGGGUAAUGUAAAACAUUGAAUUUAAAUCAAUAUCAAGCAAAAACUUUUCUCACUUAUGUUUUUGUACAAGACUUGACAUUAUGCACUUUUAUAAGUGGAGCAGGUCAUGACCCAACUGUGUGCAUUGGAAUAUUACAAACAUAUUUAUUACAAUGUUGUUUAUAUGUUAUUUAUUAAUUUAAUUUAUGGGAAUGUAAUGUAUUUUGUUAUUUUUUAUCAUAGGGCUUAGUGUUUACAGACAGACUCUUAUGCUUCAGGGACAGUUGAAUCAAUGUUCCUCAAAAUGUAAUUUAAUUGUGAAAUCCUUUUGGAUACCCUUUGAAAUGCAUGUGUAGGCUAUGCUGACGAAUAAUUUCUGUAUAUUGUUGAAUAAAUGCAUUUGUUGUUCAGA